GGGUGGGGAGCUGUCCGGCGCGCAGAGAGUUAAAGGCAUCAUCGCAGCCAUUAGAGGGAAAAGUUGCGGCGUGGAGCCCGGCGGAGUCCUCCUGCCCGCCCCCCUUGCCCACUCCCCGCUCGCCGAGCCGGCUCGGUGUGGAGGGAGGGCAGUGAUCACGCCAGCCGGAGCGGCGGGCUGACGUGGGACGAGCCGCCGGGUAGCUUAGAGCAGGCAGCGAAGCAGCGGGGACACUUCCCAGCGUUGCAAGCCGGGUCUGGACUCGAAGCCUCACCGAACCCGAGCCGGCUGGUUUUCACCUUCACGAACUGUUCUCCCCUCUCCUAAAGCCAGUGCUCGCCGAGCGAGCAGCAGGAUGUUUGCAGUGUUCCGACCAGGACGCUGAGACGAAGCCUCUGAUACAUUUGCAUUCCUUUCUUUUCGGGAAUUUUGGCUGUUGGCUACACUGAUGUGACCCCCUCCCCCUUUUUGGAAUGAUGGGGAUCUUUUUGGCAUACGUUGGAUUUGUUUUCUUUUCCGUUUUAUAUGUACAGCAAGGGCUUUCUUCUCAAGCAAAAUUUACCGAGUUUCCGCGGAACGUUACGGCGACCGAGGGGCAGAAUGUGGAAAUGUCCUGCGCUUUCCAGAGCGGCUCCGCCUCAGUGUACCUGGAGAUCCAGUGGUGGUUCCUGCGGGGGCCCGAGGACCUGGAGCCCGGGGCCGAGGUGGCCGGCGCACAGGUGGAACUGGUGCCUGACCGAGACCCGGACAACGACGGGACCAAGAUCAGUACAGUGAAAGUCCAAGGCAAUGACAUCUCUCACAAGCUUCAGAUUUCCAAAGUGAGGAAAAAGGAUGAAGGCUUAUAUGAGUGCCGGGUGACCGAUGCCAAUUACGGAGAGCUUCAGGAACACAAGGCCCAGGCCUACCUGCAAGUCAACGCCAACAGCCAUGCUCGGAGGAUGCAGGCCUUCGAAGCCUCGCCCAUGUGGCUGCAAGAUGUGAAGCCUCGCAAGAAUGUCUCUGUGGCCGUUCCCAGCAGCAUCCACAGCUCUGCCAACCAGCGGAUGCACCCCACCUCCAGCCCUCAAGCGGUAGCCAAAAUCCCCAAACAAAGUCCACAAUCAGGUGCGAGGAUAGCUACAAGCCAUGGACUUUCUGUCCUGCUUCUUGUUUGUGGCUUUGUGAAGGGUGCUUUGCUUUAAUCUAAAGUGCUGACUUUUUCCAAUAUCACUUUCUCUUCUUAAAGCAAAGAGCAAAUCGCCUGUAAAAUCUACGGAGCGGACAGCAAAGUUGACCCUAAACUCCAAGCACCACUCUGCACCCACUGUACUCUAAUUACCUACACAAGGAGCGCCUGCUUCCGGAAGCAUAAACGAAGAGGCUAUCACACGCUUUGUCCAUAAUAUUUUCUUUGGCAAAUCACUGAUCUUUUAUUUCAAGAGAAUUAAUGUGAAGUGAUAGGACAUUUUCUAAUAGCAAGAUCUAUUUUUUUCUUUUCUUUUGGCUACUUAAAGCACCAUCUCACUGACUACUCAGGGGUUGGCCUGACCGUCAUCGGUAUAGUAAAUAUUUACCAUGGAGACCACUGAUUUCCUACUAAAGGACCCAUUAUCUGCAGGAAGCAAACAGAGAUCAAAAGGCUACAGAAUAUAAACUAUCAUUAAACAAAAUCCUUGUUUUGGGGCAAGAACAAACUUAUCAACACUGCGAGUCAACAGGGAGAACGUUAUUUUAAAUAAAAAAUAAUGGAAGAAUUUUUUAAAUUUUCCCUUUUUUCUUGGAUUUUUCUCCUUUUUCUUGAUUAUAUUUCUUCUUUAAUGGUGGCAAUGCUGAUUAUGCUGAUUACGGCCAAUCCCUGUCAAUCCUGGGAGGUUUAUAUAAAUACAUUUUGUGUGUUCUAUAUGUCAAUGUAUUUUAAUUCAUUUUGCAACUCCUGUAUAUGCGAACUUGACAAAUUCUGUAAAUCGCUUAUAGUAUCUGUGCUAUAACGUCAAAGUAGAUAGACUGUGACCCUCAUACAAGCUGAUUUUAUCACUAGAUAUAUAAAUAUAUACAUGCAAAUAUCUAUAUGUUGGGCCAUCAACCAACUUUUUUUUUGAUAAAGCAUUUGUUUUUCACUUAUAAUUCAUGUAUUGUGUGAAUUUCGUAAGGCAUUGUUUCACUUCCGCAGGUUUGACAGCUGCAGAUGGUCUCUGUUGCUCUGCUUCCUUCUGGAAAACGCAUUUUAAAAUUACAUCAGUCUCUGAUGAAUGAAUUAAUUUUGUUGUGUGUAUGCUGUGUUGGAAUUUGCUAUAUUCCUUUAUGUACGCUGUUUACUGAGGUUUGUGGGUCUCUUGACUCUGAAGAAUGUACAUUGUCUGGUUUUGACAGCUAUCUCUGUAUUAUUAUCAUCAUUAUUAUUGUCAAAAAGCAAUGUUGCUUCUAGAAAAUUUGCCUUGGAGGUGAAUGUGGGAAAGGGGAAGUGGGCACCAUGAUUCCCUGAUUCCCUGGAAGAACACUCUUGCUGGGGCUAGAAUGCUGCUUCCUUUGACCUUUAUGAAUUUUUGUAGCUUUGUCAUUCUGUUAUUUGCUGCUAAUUAUAUUUUAUUGUCUCCUGAUUAAAAAUUAAAAUUUGGUUGUUGGCUAAAUAUAAUAUGCAAAAUAUAACUGCAAAUCCCUGACUAAAGAAGAUAAUGUGUUUGGUUUUCACUAGUUGAGUGAGUGAUAAUUUUAAAUAUUCCAUUCUUAUUUUUGGCUUUAUGAUAAUUCAGACUAUUUUCAUUUAAAACCUGUUUUCUGCUCUGGCAAAGAAUGAUAGGCAGAACUAUUAGUGUGUUUCAUGUAUGCUCUGGAGUAGAUAUGGGUUGAAAUGGAAAUGACCUAAGUUUUCCUUGCAGAGAGACUCUUUCAUUUUCUUUCAUAACAAAACCAGAAGAUCAUCUGUCUAGGACGUCGGCUUCCGUCCUGAGGUCCUAAACUGAAGCUUGAAGGCAGUGAAUGCCUCUGCUUCUCAAAGGUAAAUGUAUUGACUUUCUGCAUUCGAUUACAAGCAAUGUGUAUAUUUUCAUAAUGUUAUUGACAUUAUCUUCUAAGAAAUAAUGUUUCAUGCUAAAUCUUUUAUUGACAUUUUUCUUGUUCAUUUGGUUUAUUAUUUCAGUCUAAUGAGGAAAAUAAAUAAAGGAUUUAAUUGCGCUAUUUUAUUAACC
Messenger RNA from Ceratotherium simum simum (southern white rhinoceros), 3167 nucleotides. RefSeq names its product V-set and transmembrane domain containing 2A (gene VSTM2A). The record is from RefSeq and is a predicted model, not a curated record. Gene Ontology annotation, cellular component: membrane. Lineage: Eukaryota; Metazoa; Chordata; Mammalia; Perissodactyla; Rhinocerotidae.